Molecule: messenger RNA, 2508 nt
Organism: Fusarium poae
Lineage: Eukaryota; Fungi; Ascomycota; Sordariomycetes; Hypocreales; Nectriaceae
Exons: 1
Coding region: 1-2508 (835 amino acids)
Biological process (GO): DNA replication; DNA repair
Cellular component (GO): Slx1-Slx4 complex; nucleus
Molecular function (GO): 5'-flap endonuclease activity
Source: RefSeq, a predicted model, not a curated record
AUGAAUGAGACAUCGGGCUUCCUUCCCGCCCGUCUUCUGCAUUCUUCAGAACCAAUGUCAAACGUCACUUCGGCACCUUUAUUGGGGACAUCUGUUCCCGUCACUAACUUCAAUGCCGCCGCGAACUCAGCGGGUGAACUUUCGACCAAUGGUGGCUUCAUAGCUGAGGAUUCCGCUACUCCGAACCAGCAGGAAGAUGAUAUAGUAGUAGUCAAGAUCACCGGGAAAUCGUCCAGGAAGCCUCGAAAACAGAAAGUGCCAAAACCAGCUGUGCCGAAACGAACUAAAUCGGUUCCAUCAGCCAAAUCACAGACUUCAAAAGACGACACUGGCGACAAAGACAUCGACGAUGUUCCAGUGAAGUCUAAUGCAAAGAAAAAGAAAACUGGUACUAUGAGUAACCAUUUUCCUCCACCACAAGAACCCAGCGCACCUGAGAAACUUAAGAAGGUCGACGUGAAUGCACCCCUUCAUCUGGAACAAGCACCUGCGCGGAGAUUAGACUGGACUCCUCCAACUCAGAAAACAGUGGUCAACAUUGAUUCAGACUCGUCAGCUUUCAAAACGUUGGGCUCUUCUGAGGCAGAUCAGCCACUUCCAGUCUUCAAGAAUCUUGUAGGUGGCUACGCCUGCGCAGAAGAGCCUUCGGAGUCAGCAUGCCGCCCUGCACAGGCUUCAGACGAAGAUUCAAGCUUUCUCAGAAAAAGGAAGCGCAUUGAGCUCUUAGCUACUAAAGCGACAGGCUCCUCAGCGAUGGAACCCGAGAAGUCGCCCACAAAGAAACCCGCAAAGAAGAAGAAGCCCAGAACAAUCACAGAACUUGCCACUGCUGCUUAUAGGGUGCCUAGUCAGCCCGAUCCUGAACCACCAAGCCCUUCUCUCUUAGAUCACUUCUCGAUCAUCAAGAAUGGUACUGUUGCUGCUGCUGAUGCGCAGUCAGACAACCCCAAAGGCAAAGGGAAACAGCGGCGCAAAACCACGAAUGUUCCUAAAAAGAAAGCACCACCCAAACCCGUUUUGCUGUCGCCAAGUGCUGCUUUAGCACAGGUUGCUAACCAAGAUUUUGUUUUUGGGACCUCCAGUCAGCUGGCUAGGGAAGAGUCACCAACUGUCUUGAAAGAUCUUCAAGCUGCUCUAAGACAAUCAAAUCAGAAUGAAGAUAUAGGCUUCGCCAUACCGAUCCACAGUGAUGGUGUCGAACCGCAACAACAACAACAACGUAGCAAGCUCUGGGGCGCAGCCGCUCGGGAUGCUGAAGGAGAUCUCUUUGAUGCGGAAGUCAUAAAUCUGACUGAGGACACAUCGAUACUGCCGGUGGAGGGCACUAAUGCAAACCCAUUUGGAUACCAUGUCGGCGGAGAUGACAGCAUUGUCAUGAUUGAGAGCAAUGCUCCAAGUGACCACGACCCCAAUGUUGAAUUGCCGGAAACUUCAGCAUUGCCCGGUGAAAGGGCAAGGCAUGCCUCGGAGGGUGAUUCCCCCUACUUUUCCGACAGCGACUUUUCAGCCAGCACCAACAUUGGUCCAUCGAGGCCUGAGCAGAACAAUGUUGUCGAUGAGGCUUCGGUAACACCAAUAGAGGAGAUUGAGAAACUACCUGAACUUCCGCCACAGCCACCAAGGCCCAAUUACGAGGGCUUUACAGACAUCCGCUUGGCAAAAGAAAUCAAGAAAUUCGGCUUUAAACCCAUCAAACGAAGAAGCGCGAUGAUUGCCUUGCUAGAUCAAUGCUGGCAGAGCAAGGCUCGUAUAGGUCAAGCAAGUUUCCACGCCACAGCUAUAUCGCCUGCUGCUAGGCCCAAAGCCACAAAGAUUUCCAAAACAAAGACCCCCCCAAAAGCCAUCAAGAGUCCCAAAAAGCCUAGAGGUCAAUCGCGCAGGAACAGCGUCAGUGCUUCGGAGCCUCAGGAACCGCCGCCUUCCGCUCAACCCCCUGAAACUCCCAAGCGGCGUCCUGGCCGGCCAAGAAAGGACAGCCUGGAUUCCUCGCCAGGCAUUACUUCCCCCUCCAGACGCAAGUCCGCUUCGCCAUCAAAGCGUACAACAUCAUCUCGCCGAGGCAACGCUUCCCAGCCGCCUGUGAUCGAAAUUCCUGACUCCGAAGAUGAUGGGAGCGACUUCGCAUCUUCACCACAGUCCAAUCUUCAACAGACUUUUCCUUCUUCGGCCCCGUUGGAUAUAUCUAUCACAACCAAUGACGACACAGAGUCGAUCCUUGCAGUCACACAUACCGAAGAGGAGGUAGCUCUGUUUGAGCAUAUAACCAAUGCUGUCAAGUCUGCUCCACGGACUACAGACCCGCAAAAACCAUCAUGGAAUGAAAAAAUACUUCUUUACGACCCCAUAAUACUGGAGGACCUCGCAACAUGGCUCAAUACGGGCGAGCUUAAUCGCGUGGGUUACGAUGGAGAGGUGAACCCCAAUGACGUGAAGAAAUGGUGUGAAUCGAGAAGUGUAUGUUGCGUGGCGCGAGAAAACCACCGUGGCAAAGAACGAAAGCGGUUUUGA